AAUAAUAAUAAUAAUAAUAAUGACUUCUUCACAAAUUGAUUCUUCUUCUCAUAUAUCUCAAUACUUUUCACAUCUUUCACCAAGAUCUUCUUCUUCAAUAUCUUCAUUACCUGAUUCUACUAUUGCCACUCCAACUCGUUUUAGUGUUAACUCGAACCUUAUGAAUUAUUCUAUACCUAAAAAUAAUAAUAAUAAUAAUAAUAAUGAAUCAGAAAUCACAUAUUAUCAAAAUAAAAUGACAACUGAUAGGCGAACUAUUCAAGAAGGAAGUUCUGAUACACGUACUCGACAAUUGGAAGCACAAAUUGAAGCACUUACAUUAUCAAAUGUCAAAUUACAACGAGCUAAUCGAUUACUCAAGGUGGAUACUGAUAAUUUAAUCGAACAAAAAACUCAACCUUUAAAUGCAACUAUUCGAGAAUUAACAUUUAAUAAUGUUCAACUUCAACGUACUACUCGAUUAUUACAACAAGAUUUAGAAGAUAAAAAUGCAAAAUUAAAUCAAUUUCAAUCUGAUCAAGUAUUAUCAAUGAAAACUGUGGGUCCUGAAUAUGAAUAUCUUGUACAAAUGAUCAAUUUGCUUCAUCGGCAGAUCAAUGGUGAUGCGAACUGUGAAGAAGUAUGUUGUUAUACAUCAGCUCCUGUGGAUCAAUCAACCGUAGUCAUGACUCUUCCUCCUGAAAAUGAAGAAAAACAACAACAUGAAGAUGGUGAUGACGAUGAACAAGCUGGAAUGGAAGCUCAGCAUAUUUGUCGACCAGUCAUUCAUUCUUCUAUCUCGCAAGGUUCUUAUGCAGCUGAAUUGGAACGGAAACUCAGUCAACUAGAACAAAUCAUUGACGAAUUGGAAACUGAGAAAGAAACUCUUUUACGCCAACAAUCUUAUAAGGAUGAUGAUAUUCAAAUGCUCAAAAAGGAAUUACAAAUCAAAGAUGAAAUUGUUUCUCAAUUAGAACAAGAUUUUAUGGAAUUGGAAGAAAAAUUGACCAUGUUACAAAAGGAAUUGGAUCAUAGAUCUAUGCAUCAUCAUCAUUCACCAUCACCACCACCUGAUCCAAAACGUCAAUCUCAAAUGUUGAUGGAAUCGAAACGACGAUCCCUUGCUAUCAAAGAUACUGAUUUGUUGGAAAAAAUGCUACGUGGGGAUUUAGAUAUGGAAGUAGAAAGCAACAAUAGAAAUGAUGCUAUUCCACCAUCACCGACAGCUUCCUCUGCAUCAUCUGUACGACAACAACACGAUGAAGAUGACGAUAUUGAAGUGGAUCGAUAUGAUGAAAAUCAAAAACGUCAAGAAGAAAAGGAUGAUAUAUGUGAAAAUGACAAAAAUGAGGAUAAUAAUCACCAGCAAUCAUCAUCAUCAUCAUCAUCAUCACGUCGUAUUACAUCUUUUUUAUCUACUACGUCUAUUCCUUGUGGAUACCCAUCAUCAUCAUCAUCAUCUUUAUCUUUAUCGAAUGCCUCUGAAAUGAUGCUUGCAUCUUCACCUGCCCCGGCUUUAUUUACAAUGAUGAGCAUAUUUCUUGGAUGUGCGGCUCAAAUUGGAAUCACUGACGAUUGGACACUACCUAUUACUCUGACUGCCGUUGUAUCUGGUUUCUUAUGGUCGGGUGGAGCAAAAGGUGUUCAACUCAAGGUUAAACUGAAUUGAUCCUUCUCUCUCUCUCUCUAUCUCUCUCUCUCUCUUAUUAGAUUAUUUUAUUUUAUUUUACUUUAUUUUAGUUCUUAGUUCUUAUUUAUAUAUUUAUAUAUUCAUAUCUGAUUAUCCUUCCUUUCCCCCCUUCCCUCCUUCUCCUUCUGAUUCUUCUUGUCCUUCUUCUCUCUUUAUUAUUCUCCUAUUCUUUCCCUUUCAUUUGUAUAUAGUAUACUUAUAUCAUCCUGUUUCAAUGUCGAACAAUAUAAUUUUUUUUAUCCUUAUUUGAUACCUUUUGAUUGUCCUAAAAAAAACAAACAAACAAUUAAUAAAAGAG
Molecule: messenger RNA, 1967 nt
Organism: Halteromyces radiatus
Lineage: Eukaryota; Fungi; Mucoromycota; Mucoromycetes; Mucorales; Cunninghamellaceae
Exons: 4
Coding region: 20-1648 (542 amino acids)
Source: RefSeq, a predicted model, not a curated record